CGCUCUCUCUCCCCCGGUUUCUCUUGUCUUCUUGCUGCGGCGAUGGACCAAGAAACCUCACGGGAACCCCACUCCUUGAGGAGCCGUCCAGUGCCGCAUUAGUGGGUUCCAUUCUUCUUUGGAUCGCUGCUCGCGAUCGCAUUGCCCGCGUUUCUUUUGGCCGUCUUGGUUCGGUCUUGAUUCUUGGACGAGGUGGGAUUUGGAGAGCCGAGAGCGGCGCGGCAGAGGCGGGUUUCUCGGUCGGGCUAGAUUGUUUCCAUCGAGAUGGUGGGCGGCGGAGGGCAUUCGUCGAUGGACCACACUGGCGCCAAGGACCUUGAGCGCGGCGAGCUUCGCCGUGGUGCGCCUGAGUUUGCGGACGGCGACGAUGGAGACGGGGAAGAAAGCCAGUACUUCUCGGACGCGGAGGACCGGUCGUGGCCGUCUCACUCGCGCCACGACUCCACCGCCUACGAGGACUACGUCUCGCCGUGCGUGUCCGCCCGCGCGAGCUCCGUCGACGCCGACGCCGACGCCGACGGCGAGGCCGUGAGACAACACUGCAGGAAGUCGUCGUGCGUGUCAGAGGGCUCGCUGGACGACGUUGACCUGGAGGCCGGACUGAGCGAGAUCAUCAAGGCCAGCCCUGAGAAGACCGAACAGAACUGUCGCAUUUGCCACCUUGGCCUGGAGAGCGCGGCGGCCGAGUCCGGUGCCGGCAUCACGCUCGGCUGCUCCUGCAAGGGGGACUUAUCCUACGCCCACAAGCAGUGCGCCGACACCUGGUUCAAGAUUAGAGGCAACAAGGUCUGUGAGAUAUGUAGCUCGACUGCAUCCAACGUGGUAGUCUUGGGGGAUCCCGAGUUCAGCGACCAGUGGAGCGAAACAAACAGCGCCGCCGCCGCCGCCGCGCAGGCGCCGCCGCCACCAGCCGAACCCCGGAGGUUCUGGCAGGGGCAUCGGUUCCUCAACUUCCUCCUCGCCUGCAUGGUGUUCGCCUUCGUCAUCUCUUGGCUCUUCCACUUCAACGUCCCCGGCUAACAAGUUCUUUGGCGCACAUACAUGGCCCCCGAAUAAAAAAAAACUCCAAAAAAGCCAUUACUCCGGACGCCGGGUCGGUAAGUUAGCGGAUCUGGAAGAACAGGCUGGUGGGUGCUGGGUUGGUUGAAGUAAAAGCUCGACAUGGGGCCGGGGGACGAUGAUACUGCAUUUUUGUUUAUGAUGAAUGCCUUUGAUAAAGAUCAAGAGGGUGGCGAUCCCGCGAGAGAAAAAAAAGGGAGCAUGAUUGCGCGGCGUUUCUCUGACAGUGUCUAGGUGUAGUUGGAAGCAAGUAGUAGAAGAUGAUUGAUGUGUGCUGCUGGUGUUUUAUCAUCGCGAGGGUUGCUGCUAGCCUAGCCAUUUUUUUUUUUGGUUCUAGCUUUCGAAAGGUUCUCUGUUUGUUGCUUUGCGUGUUGUUUCGGCGUGUGAUGGAUUGGAUCAUGUUGAACAUUCCUCGCGCUUUGUUCCGAUGCUUCUGAUCCUUGUGGACUCGUCGGUUCUUGCUUUUGCUGUAGCGUGUCUCUGGAGGUAAUAAAGGGAAAAAAAGGGUUGUCAGAUC
Messenger RNA from Zea mays, 1576 nucleotides. RefSeq lists its product as uncharacterized. The record is from RefSeq and is marked validated. Lineage: Eukaryota; Viridiplantae; Streptophyta; Magnoliopsida; Poales; Poaceae. Bases 265 to 1020 code for a protein of 251 amino acids. The transcript has 3 exons. Gene Ontology annotation, molecular function: zinc ion binding.